AUGCCAGAAUCUCCACUUCAAAACAUUGAGGAAAAAAAUGUGUUUUCAAAGUUAGAAAAACGUAUUCAAUUUGGGGUGGGACAAAUUCACCUGGCUACUGACUUGUUAAUGGGAAUAAAUACAGUUGAUAUUCGUCAAAAUAUAUCUGACUAUAGAGAUAAAGAAGGGCUGUGGCAAAGGUCUUUUAUUUGGGAAGGUGUAAAACAUUCACGAAAUGAAAAAGAAAUCAGUCCUAUGUUAUGGUGGAAGGAGUUAAGGGGAACAUGUGUAUUGGCUGAUGUAGGUGUGAGAAUAUUAGGAGCACUUGUGACAUUUGCCGCAACUGAAAGACUUUUAGUACUUUCAGUUGGAUUUAUUGUAAAAGAAGAAAUAGACUUAGCACCGAAAGAGCUGGACAAAUAG
Psylliodes chrysocephalus is the source of this 402-nucleotide messenger RNA. NCBI's taxonomy places the organism in Eukaryota, Metazoa, Arthropoda, Insecta, Coleoptera, Chrysomelidae. The record is from the annotation of a GenBank genome assembly.